GAGUGUUUUGCUUUCUAAGUAAGACGGCGACUGUUCGUGGAACGUUCUUUUUCUGUAUAUUUAUAUUUGUUGCGUUGCUGGUCUGGUUUAUGGGUAACCAACCCUCGAACAACGAGGAUAUGGCUGCUCCGGUUAUUGUGAAUGCGACAGCGAGGCACACAGCGACGCUGAUAUUUCUGCAUGGUCUGGGCGACACUGGGCACGGCUGGGCGGCAGGACUAGCGGAGAUCAAGCCAGCAUAUCUGAAGUGCGUCUGCCCAAAUGCGCCGACGAUGCCUGUCACUCUGAACGCAGGAUUCCGCAUGCCAUCGUGGUUUGACAUUUACACGUUGCAACAAACGUCUAUGCAGGACGAGGAAGGGAUAAAGAAGGCAGCUGAAAACUUGCAUACACUAAUAGAUGAGGAGGAGAAGAAAGGCAUACCCUCUAAUCGCAUCAUGGUUGGCGGCUUCUCACAAGGUGGCGCUGUCUCUAUCUACGCUGCGUUGACGUACAAGAAGCCGCUAGGUGGCCUACUGAUGCUGAGUUCAUGGCUUCCACUGAGCAAUCAGUUCCCUGAGAUCGUCAAGGGCAACACCGAGACUGCGAUAUUCCAGGCGCACGGGGAUGUUGACCCCGUGGUUCCGUUCGCCUGGGGCGAGCUCACGGGGAAAAAGCUAAAGACAUUCGUCAAGAAUUACGAGUUCAAAUCCUAUGCAGGCUUGAUGCACAGCUCCUGUCCACAGGAGAUGGACGAUGUUAAACAAUUUAUCAAUAAGCAUCUUCCACCCGUGUAGGAAAACGUGACGAAUGAGGUGUCGUUUGUUCCCAUCUAAGGCAGAUGCAAGGCAGCUGGUAAUGGGAGAAUGAGAGGCGGAUGAUACCAGUGCUCGUCUGAAUGCUCGUGCAAGCGAAGAAACGGCACAGCCAUUGAUCGAGAAAACCUGCUAAUGCCAGUGUACUGGGCCAUACCCACAAUUUGCUCUUCGAUAUACCAACAGAAAUGGCAGGGGUGGUGUCGCAUGCAGAGGGGCUGUUACAGAUCGGUGGGGAGCUACCACCUGAAUGUGGGUGUUUACUUCACGUACGCUGCAAGCUACGACGUGUGCCGGAGUAACUGUAUUAGAAUCGGGUUUUCAAAUGACAGCGGCAUUAAGAGUAAGUGAAGUUGUCAUACAUGCUAAUGCAACGCUUUGAAAUCUGGAAGUGGUCUAUCCCAUUUGGCGUGGCGCAUCAGUAAAAUCGACUGGCACUAGUUUGCAAGACUGCGUUAUUGCCACAUCAAGCAGCAUAGCCAAACACUGUGGUAACGAUUUUUUCCCAUUUAAAAAAAAUAAUUACUGUAGUAAUUUAAAGCCACACAAUGCGCAUCCAAACGCUAAUUUCUCCAG
This is a messenger RNA of Priapulus caudatus, 1370 nucleotides long. Its product is annotated as acyl-protein thioesterase 1-like. Gene Ontology annotation, molecular function: carboxylic ester hydrolase activity; palmitoyl-(protein) hydrolase activity. The coding region runs from base 90 to 776 and encodes 228 amino acids. Lineage: Eukaryota; Metazoa; Priapulida; Priapulimorpha; Priapulimorphida; Priapulidae. Gene Ontology annotation, biological process: protein depalmitoylation. The transcript is spliced from 9 exons. Gene Ontology annotation, cellular component: cytoplasm. The record is from RefSeq and is a predicted model, not a curated record.